Molecule: messenger RNA, 150 nt
Organism: Staurois parvus
Lineage: Eukaryota; Metazoa; Chordata; Amphibia; Anura; Ranidae
Source: the annotation of a GenBank genome assembly
UGCCCCAUCGUUGGUGUCAGUGGGGGGAGUAGUGCCCCAUCGUUGGUGUCAGUGGGGGGAGUAGUGCCCCAUCGUUGGUGUCAGUGUGGUGGAGGGGAGAAUAGUGCCCCAUCAUUGGGGUCAGGGGGGGGGGGAGUAGUGCCCCAUCGU